CUCUUGCUAUGUCCCCCAACUUUUUGGACUUUUUGCUCCUUUUUUCAAUUCUUUUUGCUUUAUUUCCUCAAUUUCUGUGAGUUCUCUUAUUUUCUUUCUUUUUUGCAUUCUUUUUCAAAGAAUUACAUGUCCAAACGUUUUUGUUGGAUUUGGCACAAACUCAAAAAUACCAACGGUCGGCGUCAGUUCGUGCCAGCCGCAACUAUAAAAAGGACGAUUAAAGUGCAAAAGAAAAGUGCAAGUUUUCGAAAAAAUAUUGGAGAAAUGAGAGGGUGGACGGAAGCGUGUGACCAAUGUCCACUCACUGCCACCCAGUUGUUACUAUGUCCGUUAUAUAAAAACUAUUGCCAUAGCUGCCAGCCGUAUAUUUAAAGUAAAGGAAUUGGAGAGUGGUGAAUAGAAGGAAGGGAAGGAUAAAAGAAUUUAAGAACGGAAGAAGAGUUUGGAAGGUAUAGAUGAGAAAAUGGUAGGAUUGAGGAAGAUCAGUGAGGAAGGUAUUAAGUAAUUUGUGGAGGUGGAAGGAUGGAAGAUGAGAAGGGUAGAGGGAAAGAAGAAAAUGAUAGAAGGGGUAAUAAACGAUGAAGCG
Messenger RNA from Meloidogyne enterolobii, 586 nucleotides. Lineage: Eukaryota; Metazoa; Nematoda; Chromadorea; Rhabditida; Meloidogynidae. The record is from the annotation of a GenBank genome assembly.